Molecule: messenger RNA, 801 nt
Organism: Brenthis ino (lesser marbled fritillary)
Lineage: Eukaryota; Metazoa; Arthropoda; Insecta; Lepidoptera; Nymphalidae
Source: the annotation of a GenBank genome assembly
AUGCUAAGAAACUCAUUAAGAAUCUUACGAACAGGAAAUCAAUGCAACCGCCUGUGCGGUGCAGCUUAUUUGUUCACUGAUAUUAAACUCUUUAGCGGACUGUCACAAGGUACUAAUGCGUUACCAAGGCAAUAUAAAAAGAUUUUAAUAAAUACUUGGAAUAGUCGAACCAUGUUUAUCCAAACGCAAGAGACGCCGAAUCCAAAUAGUUUGAAAUUUUUACCCGGUUGUAAGGUUUUGGAGUCUGGACAGACGCUGGAUUUUCCAAACAUAGGAGCUGCACAUUGCAGUCCUUUAGCAAAAAUGAUAUUUCGCAUUGAAGGAGUGAAAGCAGUCUUUUUUGGUUCAGAAUUUAUAACAGUGACAAAACAAGAUGAUGAUGUUGAUUGGAAGAUUUUGAAGCCUGACGUCUUUGCUACUAUAAUGGACUUCUUUGCCAGUGGUCUUCCAAUCGUAACAGACGCUAAGCCUUCUGGUGAUACACAAAUUAACGAAGACGAUGAUGAAAUAGUGCAAAUGAUAAAAGAAUUACUUGAUACUCGCAUAAGGCCAACAGUACAAGAAGAUGGUGGAGAUGUUUUAUUUGUUGAUUUUAAGGAUGGAGUGCUAAGACUUAAAAUGCAAGGCUCUUGUUCUUCAUGUCCAAGUUCUAUUGUAACUUUAAAGAAUGGUGUUCAAAAUAUGAUGCAGUUUUAUAUUCCAGAAGUGUUAGCAGUUGAGCAAAUUGAUGAUGAUGGCGACAAGCUAAGUGAAAAAGUAUUUAAGGAAUUUGAGAAGUUGAAAACCAAAGAAACAAAGGAG